UUGCACCCCUAGCCCAGGGCUCCAAGGACCACCCCCCUCCCCAGGCGCCACCAUGCUGGACCCUUCGUCCAGCGAAGAGGAAUCGGAUGAGAUCGUGGAGGAGGAAAGCGGCAAGGAGGUUCUUGGCUCGGCCGCGUCCGGCGCGCGCCUGUCCCCCAGCCGCACCAGCGAGGGCUCCGGCGGCGUUAGCGGCGCCGGGCUUGGGGGUGGCUGCGGUGCAGGCGCCGGAGCCGGGGUGGGCGCCGGCGGCGGUGGGGGCAGCGGCGCAAGCAGCGGCGGCGGGGCCGGGGGGCUGCAGCCCAGCAGUCGCGCCGGUGGCGGUCGGCCCUCCAGCCCCAGCCCGUCGGUGGUGAGCGAGAAAGAGAAGGAGGAGUUGGAGCGGCUGCAGAAGGAGGAGGAGGAGAGGAAGAAGAGGCUGCAGCUCUAUGUGUUCGUGAUGCGCUGCAUCGCCUAUCCCUUCAACGCCAAGCAGCCCACCGACAUGGCUCGCCGGCAGCAGAAGAUCAGCAAACAGCAGCUGCAGACAGUCAAGGACCGGUUUCAGGCUUUCCUCAAUGGGGAAACCCAGAUUGUGGCUGAUGAAGCCUUCAUGAAUGCUGUCCAGAGUUACUAUGAGGUGUUCCUGAAGAGUGACCGUGUGGCCCGUAUGGUGCAGAGUGGGGGCUGCUCUGCCAAUGACUCCAGAGAGGUCUUCAAGAAGCACAUCGAGAAGAGGGUGCGCAGCCUGCCUGAGAUUGAUGGGCUUAGCAAGGAGACUGUGCUGAGCUCCUGGAUGGCCAAGUUUGAUGCCAUCUACCGUGGGGAAGAGGACCCCAGGAAGCAGCAGGCCCGGAUGACAGCCAGUGCAGCCUCCGAGCUGAUUCUGAGCAAGGAGCAGCUCUAUGAGAUGUUCCAGAACAUUCUGGGGAUCAAGAAGUUCGAACAUCAGCUCUUAUACAAUGCAUGCCAGCUGGACAAUCCAGAUGAGCAAGCAGCCCAGAUCAGACGAGAGCUGGAUGGACGUCUCCAAAUGGCAGACCAAAUAGCCAGGGAGCGCAAAUUUCCCAAGUUUGUAUCCAAAGAAAUGGAGAACAUGUACAUCGAGGAGCUGAAGUCAUCAGUCAACCUGCUCAUGGCCAACUUGGAGAGCAUGCCAGUGUCCAAAGGCGGCGAGUUCAAGCUGCAGAAACUCAAACGCAGCCACAAUGCUUCCAUCAUCGACAUGGGUGAGGAGAGUGAGAACCAGCUCUCCAAAUCAGACGUUGUGCUGUCUUUCUCCCUGGAGGUGGUGAUCAUGGAAGUCCAAGGCCUCAAAUCCUUGGCUCCCAAUCGCAUUGUAUAUUGCACAAUGGAGGUGGAAGGAGGAGAGAAACUACAGACUGACCAGGCUGAGGCUUCUAAACCAACCUGGGGCACCCAGGGUGACUUCUCGACGACCCACGCACUGCCAGCUGUGAAGGUGAAACUGUUCACAGAGAGCACAGGGGUCCUGGCCUUGGAGGACAAGGAGCUCGGACGGGUUAUUCUCCAUCCCACCCCAAACAGCCCCAAACAGUCAGAGUGGCACAAAAUGACAGUCUCCAAAAACUGCCCUGAUCAAGACCUCAAAAUCAAACUUGCUGUCCGAAUGGAUAAGCCUCAGAACAUGAAGCAUUCUGGGUAUUUAUGGGCCAUUGGUAAGAAUGUCUGGAAGAGAUGGAAGAAAAGGUUUUUUGUACUGGUUCAGGUCAGUCAGUACACAUUUGCCAUGUGCAGUUAUCGGGAGAAAAAAGCGGAGCCUCAGGAACUUCUACAACUGGAUGGCUACACUGUGGACUACACGGACCCCCAGCCAGGUUUAGAGGGUGGCCGAGCCUUCUUCAAUGCAGUCAAAGAAGGAGACACCGUGAUAUUUGCAAGUGAUGACGAGCAAGAUCGCAUCUUGUGGGUCCAAGCCAUGUAUCGGGCCACUGGGCAGUCACACAAGCCUGUGCCCCCGACCCAAGUCCAGAAGCUCAACGCUAAGGGAGGGAACGUGCCUCAGCUGGAUGCCCCCAUCUCCCAAUUUUACGCAGAUAGAGCUCAAAAACAUGGCAUGGAUGAAUUUAUCUCUUCCAACCCCUGUAACUUUGACCACGCUUCCCUCUUUGAGAUGGUGCAACGCCUUACUUUGGAUCACAGACUUAAUGAUUCGUAUUCUUGCCUGGGCUGGUUCAGUCCUGGCCAGGUGUUUGUCCUAGACGAGUAUUGCGCCCGAAAUGGAGUCCGAGGGUGUCACCGACAUCUCUGCUACCUCAGAGACUUGCUUGAACGGGCAGAAAAUGGCGCCAUGAUUGACCCCACCCUCCUCCACUACAGCUUUGCCUUCUGUGCAUCCCAUGUCCACGGGAACAGGCCUGAUGGAAUUGGAACAGUGACUGUUGAAGAGAAGGAACGUUUUGAAGAAAUCAAAGAGAGACUCCGAGUUCUGCUGGAAAAUCAGAUUACACAUUUUAGGUAUUGCUUUCCAUUUGGUCGACCUGAAGGUGCUUUAAAAGCUACUCUAUCACUCUUGGAAAGGGUUUUGAUGAAAGAUAUCGUGACCCCAGUACCACAAGAGGAGGUAAAAACAGUCAUCCGGAAAUGUCUAGAGCAGGCUGCUUUAGUCAACUAUUCCCGGCUAUCAGAAUAUGCUAAAAUCGAAGAGAAUCAAAAGGAUGCAGAAAAUGUAGGCCGGUUAAUCACUCCUGCCAAAAAGCUGGAAGACACAAUCCGCCUUGCUGAGCUAGUCAUUGAGGUUCUCCAACAGAAUGAGGAGCACCACGCAGAGCCACAUGUUGAUAAAGGAGAAGCCUUCGCGUGGUGGUCAGACUUGAUGGUGGAGCAUGCCGAGACGUUCCUGUCACUUUUUGCAGUGGACAUGGAUGCAGCAUUAGAGGUUCAGCCCCCAGACACGUGGGACAGUUUUCCACUGUUUCAACUGCUGAAUGAUUUUCUCCGUACCGACUAUAAUUUGUGCAAUGGAAAAUUUCACAAACACCUGCAAGACCUGUUUGCCCCACUUGUGGUUAGAUAUGUGGAUUUGAUGGAGUCCUCAAUUGCACAAUCCAUUCACAGGGGCUUUGAGCGGGAGUCAUGGGAACCAGUCAAGAGUUUAACCAGUAACCUACCCAAUGUGAACCUACCCAAUGUGAACCUUCCCAAAGUACCAAAUCUACCAGUUAACAUCCCUCUAGGCAUCCCACAAAUGCCUACUUUUUCGGCACCGUCAUGGAUGGCUGCUAUAUAUGAUGCUGAUAAUGGAUCAGGCACUUCAGAAGAUCUGUUCUGGAAACUCGAUGCCCUUCAGACCUUCAUUCGGGAUUUGCACUGGCCUGAGGAAGAGUUUGGAAAGCACCUAGAACAACGGCUGAAGCUGAUGGCAAGUGACAUGAUUGAAUCUUGUGUCAAAAGAACCAGGAUUGCAUUUGAAGUUAAGCUGCAAAAAACCAGUCGAUCAACAGAUUUUCGAGUCCCACAGUCAAUAUGCACCAUGUUUAAUGUUAUGGUUGAUGCCAAAGCUCAAUCAACAAAACUUUGCAGCAUGGAAAUGGGCCAAGAGCAUCAAUACCAUUCAAAAAUAGAUGAACUAAUUGAAGAAACUGUUAAAGAAAUGAUAACACUCUUGGUUGCAAAGUUUGUUACUAUCUUGGAAGGAGUACUGGCAAAAUUAUCCAGAUAUGACGAAGGGACUUUGUUUUCUUCUUUUUUGUCAUUUACCGUGAAGGCAGCUUCCAAAUAUGUGGAUGUACCUAAACCCGGGAUGGACGUGGCCGACGCCUAUGUGACUUUCGUCCGCCACUCUCAGGAUGUCCUUCGUGAUAAGGUCAAUGAGGAGAUGUAUAUAGAAAGGUUAUUUGAUCAAUGGUACAACAGCUCCAUGAACGUGAUCUGCACCUGGUUGACGGACCGGAUGGACUUACAGCUUCACAUUUAUCAGUUGAAAACACUAAUUAGGAUGGUAAAGAAAACGUAUAGAGAUUUCCGAUUGCAAGGGGUCCUGGACUCAACCUUAAACAGCAAGACGUACGAAACCAUCCGGAACCGGCUCACUGUGGAAGAAGCCACGGCAUCAGUGAGCGAGGGUGGGGGCCUGCAGGGGAUCAGCAUGAAGGACAGCGAUGAGGAAGACGAGGAAGACGACUAGAAUACUAGGGCCUGGAGUCCUCUAGGACAAAGUCCUGUAACCAAUGCAUGUCCUUAGUCUGUUAGUUAACCCCACUAGGGAAUUUUCUGUCAACUACCAUGCUCAUGAAAUGUUUACCAAUACAAUUGCCAUUUUAGCUAUGUGGUUCCAAGAUUAGCAAAUGACCUUCGACCCCACUGAUUUCCUGAUUCCAUGUCUGUAUGUUUACAAGCAAUAUGGAGCACCAUUCUUUAAAUACCGUUCAUGGAAAAUACAUAGUCCAACUGCUAGGUGUGUUCCUGUUCUCAGCAGAGUUAAAUGAUGCUUCAUUAAUGUCCUGUGUCUGCAUUGACAGUAAAUGGAUGUGAGGGCGAGUAUACCAAGUAUUUCACUUCUUUGUUUCACAUUACGUGGAUGCCAGUUAUUUAAAUGAGUACAAUGAAUUAAUUUAAUUAAGAUACAUAGAUCUGCUUUGUUUUUUUGGAAAACAAAAGGCAAGGCUCCGGCAAACAACUUUUGGUUCUUUGUGGUCCCCUGAAAUGAAAAAUGAACCCCCGGUUUCCUUGUUAACUCAUCCUUCCAUCGAUCCGCAUAGUUAGCCAGAAAAGGAUGGCUACAUAUCAAUGGAUUGAUCCUCUCAUUUGCCACGGCAAGGGUGAUCCUAUCAUGAGUUAACACCAAGCACAGUUCAGAGCAACUGUCUUCUGUCAAAGUUUAUCCUAUUAAACGUUACAUUUAGCUUUUAUGUUUCAAUAACCGUGUAUGUAAAAAACCUGAAUAUUUAAAUUACCACCCUAGACUCUAAAUGUGUUUAUAAUAAGAUAUGGGUAUUUCCUUCAGUAGAUUGUAACCAUAAUUUAUUUUGUUCCACAGUUUUUUAUAUCUGUUAUGUACAUUGCAUUUUGAUCUGUAACUGCAUGACCCCUCGGGUCCUCUGCAGAGCUAUUUCUUUCUGUGUAAAGUAGUGGAUCCAUCUUGCUUUUGCCUUAUAUAAAGCCUACAGUUAUGAAAGUGUGGAAAACUGUGGCUUCUCAAUAAAUAACUAUUCAAAUGUCCU
Molecule: messenger RNA, 5159 nt
Organism: Neomonachus schauinslandi (Hawaiian monk seal)
Lineage: Eukaryota; Metazoa; Chordata; Mammalia; Carnivora; Phocidae
Gene: CADPS
Product: calcium dependent secretion activator
Exons: 30
Coding region: 53-4123 (1356 amino acids)
Biological process (GO): synaptic vesicle exocytosis; positive regulation of exocytosis; dense core granule exocytosis
Cellular component (GO): glutamatergic synapse
Source: RefSeq, a predicted model, not a curated record